CUUUUCUCCCCCAUAUAUUUCUGUUGCAUUUUCCGUUUGCCUGCUGCUCUCUUUUUGUCUCUCGCUCAUGUUUGUCGGUUGGUUGGUUCGAGCUGUCGGAAGCAUCGAGUACGAAGUCAUCUACACUAAUCUGGCGGUUACUAUUGCGGGUUAAUUAGGAGACACUCGUUCGCUAUUUGACGUUUUGUCAGGACUCGCCAAGUCGCGGUAGAAUAUUCUCUCAGUUACAGGAAAUCCCUUUGUCACAGCCGCUCGCUACUGGGUUUUUUUUUUUUAGUUCCAGGUUCGACGUCGCGGCGCGGCGUCUCGUUCAUGAGUAGUCCCCAUGGAGCAAGACGCGAAUCUUAGCGCAUAUCACGGAGGGUCGGACAUGGAAUUCGACGUGUCGGCGAGAAACCUCGACGCAGAUCCAUGGGGUAUCGGCGAGUUCCAGGUUUCAUCUAUUGAGGGGGCGUACGAUGCACUGUUACGAGACUUCGCGACACCUGACAGUUGUAACGCCGCGGCGGCGCCUGCUAUCGGCGGCACGGCACCUGCUGCGUCGGCAGCUGCUUAUCCAGGCUCGUUUAAUAAUGACGGGCCUCCAGCGGUUGACGACGCGUGGAGGAACGAGCAGGCGUGCUUCGAAGAUCCUCACAUGCGUCCUGGAUGGAAGAAUGAGCAGAAAAAUACAGAUUUCGUGACGUCGGGAGGAAUACAGAGGCCGGGACUUCUGCAGCAGCAGCAGCAGCAGCAGCAGCAGCAGCAGGGUCAAGAGAAGGGACACGAGCAGCAGGGAUUGCAGUGGGGAGGGUACACUUCAGAUGCUAAUGAUGGUGGUCCUGUGAAGCCCACUUCUAACCUGCAACACUCAUACCUCAAUGGCUUUCGCUUGGACGCUCAAAAUGCAAGUUUUCACGAGCAGCAGCAUCCUCGUGAUCAGCAAUACCAGGGCCAAUGUUUGAGCCAGCCCCAACACCAGAAGCAGGAGACGCAGCAGCAGCAGCAGCAGCAGCAGCAGCAGCAGCAGCAGCAGCAGCAGCAGCAGCAGCAGCAUGAGUGGCAAGAUGAACCGCAGCAGCAGCAGGGACGGCAGCAGCAGCAGAUGCAGGAACAGAUAAAACAACAGGGGAGGCAGGAGCCGCAGUGGGUGGAAGAUCAUUUGGUGCGGGACGACAUGAUGAUGCAAGCCGCAGUGGGUAGUAAGCGACAGAGGGAGGGGGGACAGCGGGACGACAGAGGCCUAGGGCUUCUCGCCUUGCAAGGAGCGCUUGUGAGCAGAAGCAGCAGCGAUGGUGGGAUGAGGAGAGUCGGACACCAGCACCACCAGCAGCAGCAGCAGCACCAACAGCAGCAGCAGCACCAACGGCACUCCCUCUCGGCGCACCGCCGUCAGCAGUCCUUCCCCCUGCCGUCCCGUGCCAGCGUGGAAACCGAGAGCGCCACGUCAUCAUGGACGUCAUCGGGUGCCGUCAGCGAAGGGCGGAGAGUGGGGCAGCGCAGGGGCCGCCCAGGAAUGCUGCUUGAGGACAGCUCGAUCGCCGCGAGCCAGCCAGGAGCCAUGGGCGGUCGCAACGUGGGCGGUGGCAGCAUGGGUGGUGGCAGUAUGGUGGCAUGUGACAGCGACGCUGGGAGAUCAAGUCCCAUGGGGUGUGGUCAUGAUGAGGGGGGGGCGCAUGGGGACGCCAGGCGCAUGGUACCGCCGCAGACACAUGGAUUGAGCCAUCAUGUGGGCUCUCAGCCGGGUGCGAUGGGGUAUGAUGUGGAGUUGGAAAGAGCAGGCAUGGCGCAUGUGGAAGGGCAGAGCCAGCAGGAGCAGCAGCAGCAGCAGCAGCAGCAGCAGCAGCAACAGCAGCACCAGCGGCAUCAUCAUCAUCAUCAUCAGCACCAUGGGGCCAUGCAUCUUGGCAUGCCUCCCCAUGGCGCACCGCAUGCAGGCAUCACCGCCAGCGCACCAAGUACUGGUAUUCACCUGCUGCAGCAGCAGCAGCACCGUAGCUCACACAUGUCCCCGUCCCCUUCCAUCUCUCACUCCCACUCUCACUCCUCCCCUGCCGCCCUGCCUCUCCGUUCCACCCACUCCCCCUCCCCAUUCCCCCUGAUGCCCCAACCUUCCGCCACCGCCGCCUCCUCUCUCCCCCCCUUCCCAACUCACCUCCACCCUGCACACGCGGCCCUCUUUUCUACCACACCUGCCACAGUCACAGCUGCUGGAAACCAUCUCCCUGCCCCUCUUGCUGCCCCAUCCCUCUCCCCUUCCGCCACUGCUACAGCUCCCGCUACCCCCCCAAUGCCCCCCUCCUUCCCUCCCGCUCACGAAACCCCCUCCGCCGCCCCCCCCAUCUCCCCCUCCGCUCUCCUGGGCGCGCUCUCCUCCCUCCAGUCGAAAAUAUCCGCGUUACAAGUGCUGGUCCCGUUAGUAGCGCAAUCCGCGCCGUCGCGUGCGCUGCAGGAACAGCAGGAGGUGGCGGCGGUGGGAGUGGCGACAGUGAUUCAGCAGGUGGCGGCCGCGGCUGUGGGGCUGCUGCCACCGCACCUGCAGCAGCAGCUGGUGGUGCCGGAUAUUGCAGGGGUUGUGAAUGGGGGGAGUGGGGGGGUUGGGGCACCCCAGAACCCGUACCAGCAGCAACACCUGCAGCUGCAGCAACAACAACACCUGCUGCCGCCACACCAGCAGCAGCAGCAGCAGCAGCAGCAGCAGCAGCAGCAGCUGGUGGUGCCGGAUAUCGCAGGGGUUGUGAAUGGAGGAAGGGGGCUUCUUGAGGCGGCCCAAAGCUCGCAGCAGCAGCAGAAGCAGCAGCACCUGCUGCCACCGAACCUGCAACAGCAGCAACGCCAGCAACAGCAGCAGCAGCAGCAGCAGCAGCAACACCAGCAGGGGAGAGUAGGGGUUGAGUUGGUGGGCGGAGACGGCAUGUUGAACGGAAGUGAGAGAAUGGAGAUGGGGGGGGGAGAGAGCGGGCAGGCAAAUGGCCAGUUUGGGGAGCAACAACUGCAGCAGCACCAGCAGCACCAGCAACAACAACAGCAGCAGCAGCAAUUUCAGCAUCAUAAUCAGCAUCAGUAUCAGCAGCAGCAGCAGCAGCAGCAGCAGCAGCAGCAGCAGCAGCAGCAGCAGCAGCAGCAGCAGCAGCAACAGGAGCAACAACUGGAGGGCAACCUAGAAGAAACCGAUCAGGAGGAGCAGCAGCAGCAGCAGCAACAGCAUCUGCAGCCACAGAUUGAGUUGCUUCGAAGGCUCCUGGAAUCUCGCAGCCAGCAGCAGCAGGCAGGCCAGCUGCCAGCAGCAGAGGGCGGGAUGGAGACUACAGGCCCUCACGUGGGCAGCGGCAACUUGCCCGAGAGCCCAGGGGGUCAGGGUGGUGGUGAUGGCGAUGGUGAUGGUUGUUGUGGUGCUGAUGUUGGUGGUGGUGAUGGUGGUGGUGAUGGUGGUGGUAGCUUGAUGCGUGCUCCUGUGAAGGAGGAAGUGCAGGCUGCAGACGACAUCAGCACGGGUGGAGACACCAAAGUCGCGCCCAUGCCAUUGCAUGCUGGUGGCUUUGCCAUGGCAUCUCGUGGUAACGCCAUGGCGGCAUGUGACGACGCCAUGCCCCCCAGUGUGAGUAUGGCUACUGCCAGCAUCAGCCAGGGCGGCAGCAGUGGCAUGGGCGGCAGCAUUCUGGGCGGCAGUGGAAUGGACGGCAGUGUUUUGGGCGGCAGCAGUGGCAUGGGACUGAGCAGAAGCAGGGUGCGAGGGGGCAAAGGAGGGGGUAGGGGAGGGGGCAGGGGGGCGGGUGGCGGAAGAGGAGGCAGGGGGAGGCUAGGAGGGGGAUGGGUGGCAGAAGGGCGCGGAAGAAAAGGGGGAGGGUGUGGGGGACAGGUGGGGAGAGGGGCGGGCUUCCCAUUUGAAGUUAAGAGUGAGAGCCAAAUGCGAAACGGGAGCGAGGAGGAGGACGAGGAAGAAGAGGAAGGGGAGGGAGAGGAGGAGGAAGAGGAGGAUGAGGAGGGGGGAAGCAGCAAGGGAGGAGCGGCGGAGCGAAGAAGAGGCAGUGAGGGGGUGACACGUGGCGGGUUUGAAUUGGUGGAGCUGCAGGUGGAGGAGCUCAUGGCGGAGCACACCCUCUUCUGUGAGGUGUGCGGCAAGGGCUUCAAGCGCGACGCCAACCUGCGCAUGCACAUGCGCGGCCACGGCGACGCCUACAAGGCCGCCACCUCCCUCUCCCGCCCCGCACUCUCCGCCGCCCGCUCUGCCGCCCGCUCCGCCGCCCGGCCCCAGCGCUACAGCUGCCCGGAAUUCGGGUGCAAGCGCAACCAGCAGCACCCGGACUUCCAGCCCUUAAAAACCGUGCUCUGUGUGAAGAACCACUACCGGCGCACGCACUGCGCCAAGCAAUACACGUGCAGCCGUUGCGGCGUGAAGCAGUUUGCCGUGCUGGCCGAUCUGCGCACACACGAGAAGCACUGCGGCCGCUCGUCCUGGAAGUGCUCCUGUGGGUCGUCCUUUAGCCGCAAGGACAAGCUCCUGGGGCAUCUCUCCCACUUCACAGGCCACCAUGCCAUUGCUGCCGGCCCCUCUGACCUCCCCCUGCCCGCCCUCCCUUCUGCUACUGGUGCUGCUGCUGCUGCUGCUGCUGCUGUUGACGCUGCCAUGGCUGCCGCUUCUGCUGCUGUUUCCAGUGCUGCAGUUGCUGAUCCUGCCACGGCUGAUGCAGCUGGUAGCGGCGGUGACGGCAGCAGUGGCUAUGGCAGUCCUGCCUUUGGCAUUUCCUAUGGGAACACAGCUGUGUCGUCAGCCCUUGUAUCUGCUGCAAUAACCGGAGGUGCAAUGACAGGUGUGCAUGCCAGUACUAGAAGUACCACAGCAGCAAUCAACAUGGCUGCGGGCAGUUCGCCUGCUGCUGCUCCCUCUGCCUUCACCACCGCCCCCUCAGCUCUCACAUCGGCUAUAGAUGGGGGAUUCUCCUAGUGUAGUUGGGUUAGGAUUUUUUCUGGGUAUUGAGCAGUGCAAUAACAACCCUAACCCCUAGCUGACAUGCCGUCCACCCGGCACGACCCCGUCAUGUCGUUUUGUUUGGGUGUGCAUUGCACCAAUAAGAGUGUUCUGUAAAGUUGAAAUUUUGCAGCCCUACGACGACGAACGUCGCAGGCGCUCAACUACCACCUCCUCCCCAACUUUGUUUACAUUUUCCGUUUCAAACGACCUCUUGCUUUCUCCUUGUUCUUUCCCGUACAGGAUCUCCGUCUCCCAAUCUGUUUCAUACUCAAAGGAAUUUCCAGCUAGUGUUUGUAAUCGUCAUUCCUAGUUUCAAGAUCUCUUCUUAGCUUGAACUCCCAGCCAUGGCUCGUUAUGCUGUUUUCGCCUUCGCCCUUCUCGCUCUCUUCGCCGUGUGCCACGCGCGGCCCGCGCCACUCGACGACGAUAUCACGGACAACAAUGUUGUUCCAGACCUCAAGGGCCUCUCCCGGGAGAAAAUCCAGGAGCUCGCGCUGACCGAUCUGGCGGCAUGGGACGAGGAGGACAACGGCGUGACCGCCGCUGAGGCCGAUAAGAUCGUUAUUGAUGAGGAUAACACCGUGGCUACCGUUGAGGAUGCUGCUGACGACUCCGACAAUACCGUGGCUGCCUCUAGCGAGGAUGUCGCCGAUUCGGAUAACUCCGUCGUUGCGUCGUCUGCCGAGGCUGUUGAUGACGACAACACCGUGGCUGUUGCCGAGCCUGCUGACUCGGACAACACCGUGGCUGUGGUUGCUGCCGAGCCCGAGGAUGACGUGGUUGCCGUGAUGCCCGAGGACAACGUCGCCACCGCCUCCGCCGUCAACGCGCAGCCGAUCGACAUGGCCAUCGCCAUGGUUGUGUAAAGGAUACUUAGCUUGAUUUUUUUAAUGCUUGUACGAAACGUUCCUUUAUUGUACUGUAUUGAGAAAUAGAAUACGAGGUUAUCCCUCCAACUUCCGAUCGUCUAUUGUUUCCUGUCGUGACGAACUAAACCAUGCAAUGCUUAUUGUGUGCUGCGCCUGAGCACCUUUCACUACCUGACCUCGUGAACCAAUGAGCGGUGUUGAGGUGAGGGUCCGUCCGACGUAACACCAGCUGGCGACAAAGAAAGGCUGCUGAACUCGAGUUUCAUCUCUACCUCUCGGCAGCAUUAAGCUCCAGCUUCCUGUGUCUCUACACUGCAGCACCGUAUCAUGUUAUUCGUCCUGCACUU
Messenger RNA from Closterium sp. NIES-67, 6167 nucleotides. Lineage: Eukaryota; Viridiplantae; Streptophyta; Zygnematophyceae; Desmidiales; Closteriaceae. The record is from the annotation of a GenBank genome assembly.